Thermothelomyces thermophilus ATCC 42464 is the source of this 1025-nucleotide messenger RNA. RefSeq lists its product as uncharacterized. The transcript is spliced from 2 exons. The record is from RefSeq and is a predicted model, not a curated record. Gene Ontology annotation, biological process: mitotic cell cycle. Gene Ontology annotation, cellular component: mitotic spindle; DASH complex. The coding region runs from base 180 to 914 and encodes 244 amino acids. Lineage: Eukaryota; Fungi; Ascomycota; Sordariomycetes; Sordariales; Chaetomiaceae.
GUCAUCUCGACACUGCAUCGUCCAACGGAGCCCUGGUGCCAGAGGGCCCCCGGUUUAUGCACAACGUGGCAACCGAGUUACCCAGUGUACUCUCGUACAUACGGAUUAAUCCGUACACUUUUUUUUUGGGAGUGAAAGCAACUGAAACAUUUUGACAUCCGGGAACUCCACAGCCCGUCAUGGCCGACAAGCUCGACAAGCUCGACAGCUCCGACCAUGAGGAGGAAGAAGACCUUUUCGCAUCGCCGCCCAACCGGGAGCGGGGUCGAUCAAAGGCGACUGCCAACCAGAGCGCGGUGUUUGAUACCGACGAAUCCCGCGAGGCGGCUCUGCGCAAGGAGUUGGAAGGGGUCAGGAAGAUCAACGAGGUGAUCGAGGGCGUCAUUGGCACUCUCGAGAGGGCCAGGGGGAACAUGAACACCGUUUCUAAGACGGUAGACAAUGCCUCGACGUUGCUGAACACCUGGACACGGAUCCUCUCUCAGACCGAACACAACCAGCGGCUGAUCCUCAACCCGGAGUGGAAGGGCGCAACUCAUGACAUCACCGAGAUGGAGAACGAGGCACAGAGGAAGCAGCAGGAGGCGGAGAGGCGGGCGGCCGAAGCCGAGCAGCGGCGCGAGGAAGCACGGAGGAGGGCCGAAGAGGAGGAGAGGCGGAGGGCAGCGGGUACGGCGACGUCGUCGACUACUUGGGGAGUCGGCCGCGGCGUCACGAGGGGGAGGGUCAGGGGGCUGACGCGCGGGGUGACGAGAGGCGGCACCACCACCUCGUCCUCCUCGUCGUCGUCGCUGCCCACGGCUUACGGCGCAGACACCACGUCGAGCAGCAUCGCAAGCUCGAGGACCACGUCGGGAAUGGCGAGGGGAGGGUUCGGCUACACGAGGGGAGUGCGGUCAAGGGGAGUGAGAUGAGCACGCCUGCCGUCGCUCUGGGGCUGAAAUGAUGUCUUUUUAUGGACCCCAUGCCUUUAAGUGGCGUGACAAAGUCGGUCCGGUCCGGUCCGGUCCUGAACGCCUGUCCCA